UAUGACACAACCUCUGAUGAUUGGACCCUAUGCCCACCAAUGACCCGUGCAAAGGCAAACCUUGCCGGAGUUAGUUUGUGUGGGAAAAUUUAUGCAUUUGGUGGUGGAGAUGGUUCUGAAUCUUUUCUUGAUGUUGAGGUCUUCGAUCCUGCAUAUGGGAAGUGGAUAAAGAAUCAGCCUAUGCUGAAAAAGCGCUCUGCUCUAGCUGGUGUGAAACUCAAUGGUGCGAUUUAUGCGGUUGGUGGAUAUGCUGGUAUUGAAACUUGGAGCUGCGCUGAGAGACUUGAUCCUAGGGAACCUCACUGGAAAAUGCUCCCAACGAUGAGUACACAAAAAUGCUUCCAUACGCUGGCAGUUCUUGAUGAGAAGAUAUACUCGAUUGGUGGUUACAAUCCUGAGGCUAGAGCAGGGGUGGCCACUGUUGAGCUGUACGACCCAAGGAUGCCAUCAUGGGUGGCAGUCGAACCAAUGAAGUAUAUAGUUAUAGACGUGGUAGAGUGCUACAGUGAAGGGCGUGGUUGGGUGAAUACAGCGCUCAAAUCAAUCGGCAGGAGAAGCCAUUGUUCUGCCAUUGUCUACUGACUUGGUUGCAGAUGCUUUACAGUGGCCCAGCAAGUCUACUUGCUAGUAAUGCAUCAGAAAGUUUCCUAUAUGUACUGAAAACUGGAGUGAGCUCAAUUUGGCAAAAGCCCUCUUUUUCUGUAAGGGAGGAAACUCUAGUCCCUCUAAUCCAGUUUCAGAUCCCAGUCCGAGCUCUUAUCUUAUCUGAAACAAAAGCAAGAAGACGGCAGCGCAUGGUGAACACCAAAAGUAUUUUGCUCUAGAA
Molecule: messenger RNA, 826 nt
Organism: Triticum urartu
Lineage: Eukaryota; Viridiplantae; Streptophyta; Magnoliopsida; Poales; Poaceae
Source: RefSeq, a predicted model, not a curated record